GAGUCCCUGGACAUGGAGGCCAUGCUGAGCACCGUGCAGGCCUGGGUGAGCUGCCCGCAGAAGUUCGCCCGCGCCCACGGGGUCACCGUCCGGCCCGACGCCUCGGACACCCACAUCCUCCUCCUGGAAGGCUUCCUGCUCUACAGCUACAAGCCCUUGGUGGACGUCUACAGCCGCCGGUACUUCCUGACCGUCCCCUACGAGGUGUGCAAAGGCCGGAGAAGUACCCGCAACUACACGGUUCCCGAUCCCCCCGGCCUCUUUGACGGCCACGUGUGGCCCAUGUACCAGAAGUAUAGACGGGAGAUGGAAGCCGCCGGUGUAGAAGUGGUCUACCUGGACGGCACGAAGGCCCGAGAGGAGCUCUUCCACCUCGUCCUGGAGGACAUUCAGAACUCCCUGCUGAACCGGCCCCAGGCCUGCGCCCUGGCCCUGGCCAGCCCAGUCCCGCCUCGGGCCCCCGGGCUUGGUGGCGGCCACAGAGAGGGCCAGCCCAACACCCAGUGA
This is a messenger RNA of Carlito syrichta (Philippine tarsier), 507 nucleotides long. It is a transcript of the gene NMRK2, whose product is annotated as nicotinamide riboside kinase 2. Bases 13 to 507 code for a protein of 164 amino acids. The record is from RefSeq and is a predicted model, not a curated record. NCBI's taxonomy places the organism in Eukaryota, Metazoa, Chordata, Mammalia, Primates, Tarsiidae. The transcript has 4 exons.